Molecule: messenger RNA, 780 nt
Organism: Entrophospora sp. SA101
Lineage: Eukaryota; Fungi; Glomeromycota; Glomeromycetes; Entrophosporales; Entrophosporaceae
Source: the annotation of a GenBank genome assembly
AUGGUCAGAAAUUUUGAUGACUUGUAUAUACAUAAAACUGAUAUAUCCAAACUAAAUAUUUCUGAAAUUAAUACAAACAUCUCCAACAGUGAGAUUGAAAUUAAUGAUAAUAAUUCCUCGUCUAUUAAAGUUAUCACUGCAACUACUCCAACAGCUGUAACACCUUCAGCGAUUGAAAUUACUUUUACCGAUGAAGCGUCAAAAGAUUCUCCUAAUUCUAACGUUGUAGUAAAACCUUCUGGUUUUACAUGUAAAAGGAUUACAUUUGAUGAGCCGUCGGAUUUAAAUAAAAAUUCCAAUGAUUUAUCUUCAGAACUGGAAAGACGUAAAAAACGUGCUGAACGUUUUGGAACACAAUUAUCAGAAGCAGACAAAAAACUUGAAAGGGCAGCUCGUUUUGGUUUCGCCAUUCCUAAUCCAUUAGAUUCUCAAUUAAAAUCACCAAGGCCUUCUUCUGCUCCUAAAAAAAUGUCAAUUGUUGAAGAUGAAGAAAAACUAAAAAAACGUGCAGAAAGAUUUGGUACUAAUAAAUCAACAAAUGAAACAACAGAAGAAACAACAGAUCCAACCAUAAAAUUUACAAGUCCUUUGAGUUCUUUAAGCGAGGAAGAAAAAAAAAAGAAACGUGCCGAGAGAUUUAGUUCAGAGUCCAAAUCAUUAUCUAGUGUGUCCCCUACAUCUUUAAAUACAAUUAGUGAAGAGGAAAAAAUGAAAAAUAGAGCGGAGAAAUUUAAAACAAAUACCAAUGAUGAACCUCCCAGUAAAAAAAUAAAAACAUGA